Oncorhynchus tshawytscha (Chinook salmon) is the source of this 1975-nucleotide messenger RNA. Its product is annotated as histone-lysine N-methyltransferase, H3 lysine-79 specific. NCBI's taxonomy places the organism in Eukaryota, Metazoa, Chordata, Actinopteri, Salmoniformes, Salmonidae. Gene Ontology annotation, molecular function: sequence-specific DNA binding. The record is from RefSeq and is a predicted model, not a curated record. Gene Ontology annotation, biological process: regulation of transcription by RNA polymerase II; regulation of mRNA processing. The transcript has 6 exons. Gene Ontology annotation, cellular component: nucleus. The annotation marks the transcript as partial.
CGCUGAGUUGGGUCUCUCUCUUCCUCUUUCUCUCUGGUUUCUCUAGACACGGCGGCGGUCAGACCAAAGAUAAUUAUGGGUCCCCUUCUCAUUUGACAUGACCCAAAGAUGAUUUGGACACGUGAAAGAGUACCCCCUGUCGGCACAAAUAACAAUAAGUUGUCUACUCUGACGUUGGUUGAAGGAAGGCGUUGCUGACGCGAACGAGUGGAAAGGGAAAAUGGCGGACCUCGAAGACGUUAAACUGGACGGGAGGCCGCUACAAUCACUUCGCGUGGCGGAUUUGAAAGCUGCUUUAGAGGAGCGCGGACUUCCUAAAAGCGGACAGAAAAAUACUCUCGUUAAGAGACUCAAAGGGGCUCUCAUGCUGGAGAACCUCCAGAGAACCUCACACCAUCACAUAGGACUGCAGCCAAACUCCCAGAUUGGUGAAGAGAUGAGCCAGAACAGCUUCAUAAAGCAGUAUUUGGCAAAACAGCAGGAGCUCUUGAGGCAGCGUCUGGAGAGAGAGGCCCGGGAAGCAGUUGAAGAUGAUGAUACAGACAAAGAGGACCACACACAGGACAAUAACAGCGCUGCCUGUGCUGCCCCAGACCAGGAUGUCGCACCCAUGUUGGUUGACCAGCACAAACUUUUUGGCCUCUCCGAGGGAAAGGGACUAGCAGGCCCAGCAAGAGAGGGAGAGGGGCACAUGUCCAGAGACGGCCAUGUGUCUCCUCCACCUGCCCCUACCUCUGCUGCUGUUUCCUCUCUGGCUUUGCGUGUAGCUGUUGACGAGCAGAGAUCAGAGAGAGUCCCAACCUCUAGUCAAGUCCCAGCAGCUAGUGACGAUGACGGCGCUGAUGAGGGCUGGGAUAGCGGUGCCAGGAGGAGGAAUCUAGGAGAGCCACCAAGAGGCCAACUAGCAAGAGCAAGGUCUGGAGGAUCCCGCCAACACCCACAGCACAUUCCCCCCCUAUUGUCUCCGCAGCUUCGACAGCCUACCCCUCCUCCAUCCCCUCCCCCAGAGUUAUCAUUCCCACUGCCUGAUACCCCUAAACAAAGCCCCCCUAGUCCAGGUGAGCCCCCAGCUAGGCAGCGUACUUCCAGUACCUCCAGCUCUGGCUCCUCUAGCAGUGGCAGUUGUAGUAGCAGCCCAGAUCCACAAAGCAACACAGAGCGCAAGCCUGGUCCACUGACCCUGCUGGCACGUAAAAUGGCAUCAGAGGGGGCUUUCUCUGGAGUUGGGUGGCAUGGGCGUGGGGAUGCAGAGAGGCAGGACAACAAUGCUGCAACUGCAACAAUGUCUUCUGGUAGAGGUCCUCAAGAGGGCACAGUGUCUGCCAUCACCCACACAACCAAUGCUGCAGCCAGUUUGCCCUUCCCCAGACUGGUUCCAGUAACAAACCAGGGAGCUCUUGGAUGCCAUCUCCCCCACAGUGAAGUUCCUGUGAGUGUGCUUAGGCCCACUAUUAUGGAAGAGAGAGAUGCUGCAUGGCCGCAAGAAAACAACAAGGAAAAGGAGCUGCAGGCAGAGAGUGAAAGAGAAAAAUCCACUGAGCAAGAGCGACUUGGUGCCGUGGAGCAGGAAAGACUGGAGAGCCAGAGAAUAUUUGAGCAACAGCAUGCUGUGGAGCAAGAGAGGGAAAGAGCUUUGGAGCAAGAGAGGAAGGAGAGAGAGAAAGCUUUGGCGCGAGAGCGGAAGGAGAGGGAGAAGGCUUUGGAGCGAGAGAAAGCUUUGGAGCAAGAAAGGAAGGAGCGGGCUUUGGCGCGAGAGAGGGCGCAAGCUCUUGAACGAGAAGAGGAGGAAAGAGAGAAAGCUUUGGCAAAAGAGAGGGAAGAGCGAGAGAAAGCUAUGCAAUUAGAAACGCAGAGAGCCAUGGAGCGAGCUUUGGAGCAGGAGAGAGAGAAGGAGAAAGCUUUGGAGAGGAAGGAGAAGGCUUUGGAGAGCGAGAGGAAGGAGAAGGUUUUGGAGGAGGAGAAGGCUUUGGAGAGA